This is a messenger RNA of Tinamus guttatus (white-throated tinamou), 1250 nucleotides long. NCBI's taxonomy places the organism in Eukaryota, Metazoa, Chordata, Aves, Tinamiformes, Tinamidae. The record is from RefSeq and is a predicted model, not a curated record.
AUGGAGGCCGAGAACAUCCCGACGGAAGAAGUGGUGGAAAUCGAGUACGUGCAGAAGUACCUGGCGCCUCAGCCCCAGGAGUGCAUCUUCCACGACGACUGGAUCAGCGCCGUGCAGGCCGCCGAGGAAUGGAUAUUAACUGGCUCCUACGACCAGACUGCUCGGAUCUGGUCUUUGGAAGGCAAAUCCAUUAUGACAAUAGCUGGUCACACGGACGUAGUGAAGGACGUGGCAUGGGUAAAACAAGACAGCUUAUCAUGCCUGUUACUCAGUGCUUCUAUGGACCAAACUAUCCUGCUCUGGGAGUGGAAUGUGGAGAGAAACAAAGUGAAAGCCCUGCACUGCUGCAGGGGCCAUGCUGGCAGCGUGGACUCCAUAGCAGUUGACUGCACAAGAACUAGAUUCUGCAGUGGAUCUUGGGAUAAGAUGUUAAAGAUCUGGUCUGCAGUACCUACAGAUGAAGAGGAUGAAAUGGAAGAGGCAGCUAACAGACCACGGAAAAAGCAGAAAACUGAACAGUUGGGACUCACAAGGACCCCCCUCACAACCCUGUCUGGCCACACAGAAGCCAUCUCUUCUGUGCUGUGGUCAGAUGCUGAAGAAAUCUGCAGCGCAUCCUGGGACCACACCAUCAAACUGUGGGAUGCUGAGACAGGAGGUGUCAAAUCAACUUUGACAGGAAACAAGGUGUUUAAUUCUGUCUCCUACUCCCCGCUGUGUCGACGCUUGGCGUCUGGGAGCACUGACAGACAUAUUAGACUGUGGGAUCCUCGCAGCAAAGAUGGCUCCUUGGUCCUCCUAUCCCUGACCUCUCACACAGGCUGGGUGACAGCUGUGAAGUGGUCCCCCACCCAUGAGCACCAGCUGAUUUCAGGUUCUCUGGACAACAUCGUGAAGCUCUGGGACACAAGGAGUUGCAAAGCUCCUCUGUACGACUUGGCUGCCCAUGAAGACAAGGUUUUGUGUGUGGACUGGACAGAAGCAGGGUUGCUCCUGAGUGGUGGUGCAGACAACAAACUGUACUGCUACAAAUACCCAGCCGUAACCUCUGAUGUUGGAGCAUGAAGGUCAACAGCCAGAAGAUUUGUAAAAUAUACUUUGCAGCAGUCCCUCUUUGUUGGCAUCCCUCUACAACUUACAUCUGAAGACAAGAGUUUCCUGUAGCACAGAGAGCUUUUUUUUGUAUUAGUAACCUAUAUCCUUAUAUAAAGGAGGAAGGGCAACAAGCAGCUUUGAACAAGGUUUGUGUG